AUGUCUCCUCCGACGCAUUUCAAGCUCAACACCGGCACACAAAUACCUGCUGUCGGACUAGGAACAUGGAAGUCUGAACCAGGAGAGGUUCGAAAAGCCGUAUCAUUUGCCUUGAAGGAUGGAUACCGACACAUCGAUGCAGCUCUGAUCUAUGGCAACGAGAACGAAGUUGGUCAAGGUAUCAAAGACAGCGGCGUUCCUCGCGAACAAAUCUUCGUGACCAGCAAGCUGUGGAAUACACAUCAGCCAAACGUGAAAGAAGGCUUGCGAAAAUCACUUGAUGCUUUAGGCCUCGAUUACCUUGAUCUGUAUCUGAUUCACUGGCCUGUACGACUCGUGCCAAAUGACACAAGUGAUACCCUCCCAACCAAUCCAGAUGGUAGCCGCGCUGUAGACAGAUCAUGGGAUCAGAGUGAGACAUGGAGACAGAUGGAAGAAGUGUACAGAGAAGGUAAAGUUCGUGCCAUUGGUGUCGCAAACUGGUCGAUACCAUACCUAGAAGAGCUCAGCAAGAAAUGGACAGUGGUACCAGCAGUAAAUCAGGUCGAGCUACAUCCAUUUCUGCCGCAGCAUGAGUUGCGAGAGUACUGUGCCAAGCAUGGAAUACUGCUAGAAGCGUACUCUCCCCUAGGCUCAACAGGCGCACCACUCAUGUCAGAUCCUGAUAUUCGACAGAUAGCCGAGAAGAACGACGUGUCAGCGGCCACAAUUCUGCUCAGCUACCACGUCAGCAAAGGUGUUGUGGUAAUUCCAAAGUCUGUCACAGAGAAGAGAAUAAGCAGUAACAAGGAGACCGUCACAUUGUCGAAGGAGGACUUAGCUGUGCUUGAUGAGCUAGCUGCGAAAGGCAAAGCCAAACGUAUCAACACACCUCUGUUCGGGUGGGAUCUUGGUUUCGCUGACUGGUACGGACCUGUUCAGAGCAAAUGA
Molecule: messenger RNA, 930 nt
Organism: Lithohypha guttulata
Lineage: Eukaryota; Fungi; Ascomycota; Eurotiomycetes; Chaetothyriales; Trichomeriaceae
Exons: 3
Coding region: 1-930 (309 amino acids)
Cellular component (GO): cytosol
Molecular function (GO): aldose reductase (NADPH) activity
Source: RefSeq, a predicted model, not a curated record